CUGGGUCAGCGAAAGUUUCCUGCUGAACCUGCAGCCGGUGGGAAGCCCGGGCAGGAGCUGGGAAUUUGCAGGUGUCCAAGAGCUGGCUGCUGUUAUUUAUUGGGAAAUGCACUCUGCGAAUGGUCAGAGGAAUGCCUUUGUAGGGUAGAUCUCAACCUUGCUGGUGCAAACGGCUUCCAGGUUCUAGAAUUUGCAGUGAGACUUGAGGACAAGGGGCGGUGGCUCCCAACUCGAAGCCAUGACAGAGGCUGUUGACCUAUCGUUUCUCUCAGAGGCAGAGAGGGAUUUGAUCCUCCAGGUCCUACAGCGGGAUGAGGUGGUCCGGAAAGUUGAGGAGAGGAGAAUUAGGCGCUUGAAGAAUGAGCUCCUUGAGAUCCGCAGGAGAGGUGCCAAGAGGGGAAGCCAGCGCUACAGCGAGCGGACAUGCGCCCGCUGCCAGCAGAGCCUGGGCCGGAUCAGCCUCAAAGCCAACACUUGCCGUGGCUGUAACCACCUGGUGUGCCGCGAUUGCCGGGCCUACAAUGCCAACAGCUCUUGGUGCUGCAAAGUCUGUACCAAGGAGGCGGACCUCAAGAAAUCUACCGGGGACUGGUUCUAUGACCAAAAAAUAAACCGUUUUGCUAAUAGGUUGGGCAGUGACCUCAUUCGAAUGUCCCUGCGGCGCAAGCCACAAGCAAGCAAAAGGGAGACGAUGGGACAAGUCCUACUUCAAAAGGCCCAGCUCAGUGAUUCCAAAGUCGGGCGAAAAAGUCCCCAGCAGCACCGCAAGGAAGCCGGCUUGAUCUCCUCGGAGCCCCGAGACCCAAAGAGUGAUACAGAAUCCACUGAGAACAUGAGUCUGGAUGGGUACCAUCCCGUCUCUGCUCCUUCAGCAAUCAGCCCUGGCCCAGAGAAAACAAAAACUCUCAGCCCUUCUGGGUCCAACGCAUCCAGCUUGACCGUUCCUAUCCGCUCCAGAGAGGCUCUUCCCUCGGAUUCAGACACUGAAUCCCGUCUAGGGAGCCGUGGGACUGCUUCAGCGGAUGAAAGUGAAACUUUAUUCAAGAAGAACACCAGGAGAAGUCAGAGAUCCUCAGAAUUCACCAAAUCAGUGAUUGACCUGCGACUGGAGGUGCCCAGCAGUGAAAGUGGAUCUCUUGGAGACAGAAGCAAGUCUGUGCCAGGCCUCAACAUGGACAUGGAGGAGGAGGAAGAUGAAGAUAUUGACAGCCUGGUAGAGAUUCACCGGCGGAGGACAACCAGAGGCAGCAUGCGCAGUGGCGUGUCCUCGAGCACUCUGGGAAGCAUGGUCAGUAUUUACAGCGAGGCCGGGGACUUUGGCAACAUUUGUGUGACAGGGGAGAUUGUCUUCUCCUUGAGCUACGAGCAGAAGGCGGAGAUCCUGUUCAUCCACGUGAAGGAAUGCCGCCACCUGGCCCAUGCUGACGAGGCCAAGAAGCGCUCCAACCCGUAUGUGAAGACGUACCUUCUUCCGGACAAAUCCCGACAAGGGAAGCGUAAAACCACCAUCAAACGGAAUAGCAUCAACCCCCUGUACAAUGAAGUGCUAAAGUAUGUGAUCAACAAGCCCCUGUUGAUGACCAGGACUCUGCAGUUCUCAGUGUGGCAUCAUGAUCGCUUUGGCCGGAAUAUAUUCUUGGGAGAGGCAGAAGUUCCGAUGUCCUCCUGGAACUUUGAGAACCAGUUGGAGGAAUGCCUCCCAUUGCAUGGCAAGGGGGGUGCUGACUCUGCUGCCUUCCUGCAAUAUAAAGGCGAACUAGUGGUUUCCUUAAAAUAUAUCCCACCUGCUAAGCAUCCUAAUGCAGGGAAUGGACGAAAAGCGAAAAAAGACGGAGGAGGUGAAUUGCAGGUCUGGAUCAAAGAGGCCAAGAAUUUGACGGCAGCCAAAUCUGGGGGGGCCGAUCGACAGCUUGUCAGGGGUGCGAACUGGACCCUUUUGUGCCCAUUAAGAAGGAUGCCACCAAAGGGAAAACACGAUUACGUGAAGAAGAGCCUAAAUCCCCACUACAACCACACCUUCAUCUACAACAAUGUCACCGCGGAAGAACUGUCCCACAUUUGUCUGGAGCUUACUGUGUGGGACCGAGGCCCACAAUCAGCAACUGACUUUCUGGGAGGAGUCCGGCUAGGGGUUGGAAAUGGGCAGGUGGCCGUAGGGCUGGUAGACUGGAUGGACUCUGGAGAGAUCAACCUGUGGCAGAAGAUAUUGCAAGUACCAAGUGCGGGCGAAGGAGGCACCUCUUAGCUCCACCAUGGCUGGAGUCGAAACCUUAACCUUUAUUACCCUGACUAGGGACGUGAAGGCCUGAGGAGGGACCAGGCUGCUUUGCUGGACAGCAGCUCUUAAAGAGAAGCUGGAGCAAGACUUCCUGUCUCUGAGUGUGCAGCAAUAAAGUGAAUUUCAGUGGCCCUUGAAGCCAGCUGUUUCUGAGGGCUGUUUGUUGGCUGUAUUUAAUGGGUCUUGUUUUGUAACUCUGUUGGAACUGGCUGCCGUUCAGGCAGUAUGUGGGUGCCUUGGAGACCCAGGGGGUGGGUGGAUCCUAAAGUGCCUCUUAACUUGUUUUCCAUGUUCCCUUUUCUUUCUGCUCUUUCUUUUCCAUGCAUUGGGGUUUUUUUAAAAGGUUUCUUGGGCAGAUGCUUUCUACAUCUGUUCCUGCUUAAUGCCUUCUAUUUUAUGUGCUGGGCUGGGGUCACUGAAAUAAAGUUCAAGUAGAUGAGCUAUAGGAA
Sphaerodactylus townsendi is the source of this 2727-nucleotide messenger RNA. RefSeq names its product synaptotagmin like 4 (gene SYTL4). Gene Ontology annotation, biological process: intracellular protein transport; exocytosis. Gene Ontology annotation, cellular component: plasma membrane; exocytic vesicle. The record is from RefSeq and is a predicted model, not a curated record. Gene Ontology annotation, molecular function: neurexin family protein binding; phospholipid binding; small GTPase binding. NCBI's taxonomy places the organism in Eukaryota, Metazoa, Chordata, Lepidosauria, Squamata, Sphaerodactylidae.